Esox lucius (northern pike) is the source of this 5476-nucleotide messenger RNA. It is a transcript of the gene dlx1a, whose product is annotated as distal-less homeobox 1a. Lineage: Eukaryota; Metazoa; Chordata; Actinopteri; Esociformes; Esocidae. Gene Ontology annotation, molecular function: DNA-binding transcription factor activity, RNA polymerase II-specific; RNA polymerase II cis-regulatory region sequence-specific DNA binding. The transcript has 5 exons. Gene Ontology annotation, biological process: embryo development; negative regulation of transcription by RNA polymerase II; cell differentiation. Bases 2239 to 3000 code for a protein of 253 amino acids. The record is from RefSeq and is a predicted model, not a curated record.
AACAAGGACACACAAAACCCAGAAAACAGAGCACCUAGUUAACCACAGACCACAGACACAGAGAUUGGAACCAUUAUUAUUCAGAUAAAAAAAAUUUGACCUAGAAGGGAUACAAAUCAAGAUCACAUACCUUCUGUUGAAUUUGUCAGUUUAUGCAAUCUAAAAUAAAAUAUGCUGUUGAGACACAAAAUGUUUCUCCUCUUCUUUGAAUCACAUAACUGUCCAACAAGUUAUGACAACAUUAUUAACUAAUGAUACAUUGAAAAUUAGCUGAGCAGUGUAUAGUAACCUCUUGUACAUUUGACCAUAUCUGUGAGAUCAUAAGAAAAUGUCACAUGAACCCAAUGUUUACCUCUGCAGUGGUCAUCUUGGAGAGUCCAGUAUAUCAGCGUUACAAGUUGGUCAGACUUGCCAUGGAUAGCCGUGUCUCACUGCCUUCAACAGAGGAAAUGUAAUUAAAUGGAGUAUCCUGUGCCACCAAUAACAGUAAUUAAUCAUUCACAUUUACUCACAUUAUAUCCUGGACCUUGUACAGUCUGAAGAACAGAAUGAAUUUAGCUAGUCCCAUAGGAGCUGAGAUCUAUAAGAAACUAAUUUUUUCCAAAAGCCACAUCAUUAAUAUUUGGCAGCUUAAAAUGCAGGUUGGCAGGGGGGCAGUUACAGAGGGGUUUCCAUUAGGGGGCUGAAAUGAAGACUGGGACAUUUCAGGCCCUGUCCCGUUCCACCUUCCAGCCUCUGCACUGGCUGCUAACCCUCAGGUGAAGUACAGCAGGUGUUAAAACACACUCAGCCAUAGAGCUACUCAUUGCUAAUGAGUCCUGUCUCCUUAAACUCUCUCUGAUGCUUCCAUGCAUAUAGGGCUUUAUUUUCUGCGUCCUAGUUAGAUCACUGCCAUGAUUGCAAAUGCAGAUGAAAAAAUCCUUUAAGACUGACCACUAUAAUGAAACUUCACCUGGAGGAGCGCUGAAUGAAAAGACUAAGGCAUGUCCUUAAUUGCUUCUUCAAGUAGUGUUUUAACAUACUGUGAUAUGUAUUACUUUGUAUACCAGUUAGUUUGAAUCUAGCAAAAUUGAGCAAAAUAUAUAUAUUUUGUGUGGUUGUUCUUAAUCAAAAUAUUGGUUUAAAAUAAGUAAUUCGUUGGACACAUUAAAGUAAAUUGAAUAUUUGCCCUGUCUGAGAAUUGUGGGCAUAUUCAAAGAAAAUCUUAUUGUAAACAUAGUGAAUACAGUGACAUUUGAGAAGAGCAUUUUACUAGUAAAGGCUGGUUAUGUUUGCAAUUUUCUUCAGAGAAACUGUGAUUCCACCUCUUUAUAAUGCCUUUCUAGUAAUUAAACACGUUUUCUAUGUUAAGGGUCUGAAAUGUAGGCUAUAGGCCUUUUGCAGAACACGCAUGUUCAUCUUCAGUUUGCAGAUACUAUCGCCGGGAAAUAAUGACAGUUAUCAGUCGCACCCACCAAGUGCCCAUAAAAAUCGGUCCUCUGUUCUGGAAGAUGAUAAUUAUUGGUUGUACUACUAUUAUCAUUUUCGCUGGUGAUAGAGGAACCCUUGAAGUAUUUUUCGAAUGUAAUUCCAGAUAUAAAUUACUUGAAAUUGGGCAAUUUUAAAAGAGAGAAGUGCAGUUUUCCUUAUGAGCGUAAUAUAUUAUAGAAUUCUUCAAAACCAAGAUAUCCACUGUCAGAUGCACAUCGCAGACUUUAUUGCUAACUAUGAUGUCAGCUUUCGCAUUUUAAAAACACAUUCGUGGAGAUUUUGAGCUGCCGGGGAACAGUGGUAUUUCUGCUUUCCGUUCAUCCACAGCAGACGGACUCAAUAACAUUGAAAAGUAAAAUGAAGAUCUGUAUAUUUGCUGCUUCUUCGUCACCAGCAAUAAGUGGUGCACAAUGGAAUUUUUCUGAUCUCCGAUAUUGGAGAUGUAUUUUCUUUUUUUCCAUCACCUGAUUUUCGAUAUUAAUUUAUCAGGUCCUUCGGACCCUACCCGCGGAUCGCCAAUCGGCAUCAUUCUUGGAUACAGUGGACCAAUCAGCGACCAUCUUUGAUGAAUAUUCAUGAAUCCCCGAUUCAAACCUUUGAGCGAGUUUGUCUAGAUCCACUGCAUCAUACGUAGACUUUUCACAGACACAAACUACAUUUUCUUAUGAAUGGAAAGAGAAAAAAUCUGUACUGCUUAAAUUGGGAUCCAUCCUUCACUGAGAUCAUAGAAGAAAACAAAAAAGGAAGAGGAGAGAUCCGCCAGAAGAGAUGACAAUGACUACAAUACCAGAAGGUCUUAAUAGCCCUGUCUCAGGAAAACCCGUUUUCAUGGAAUUUGGGCCACCGAGUCAACAAAUGUCGCCUUCCUCAAUGUCUCACGGACACUAUUCCAUGCACUGUUUACAUUCUUCUGGUCAUACUCAACAUGAGAACUCGUACAGUCCAGCCUCAUCAUUUCCUAGAUCUUUAGGUUAUCCAUACGUCAACUCUGUCGGCAGCCAUUCCUCAAGUCCAUAUCUCAAUACAGUGCAGUCGUACCAAAACAGCUCGGCACUAACACAGACACGGUUAGAAGACACAGCACCAGAGACAGAGAAGAACACAGUUGUAGAAGGCGGAGAGGUGCGGUUCAACGGAAAAGGGAAAAAGAUUCGCAAACCAAGGACUAUCUAUUCCAGUCUUCAGCUACAAGCUCUAAACAGAAGAUUUCAACAAACUCAGUAUUUGGCACUGCCAGAAAGAGCUGAGCUCGCAGCUUCGCUGGGUCUCACGCAAACACAGGUAAAGAUUUGGUUUCAAAAUAAACGAUCGAAGUUCAAGAAACUCAUGAAACAAGGUGGUGGCACAAUUGACACCAACGCUUUGGCCAAUGGUCGCGGACUUUCGACUGGCUCCCCGGCAGCACCGGUUUGGAGCUCACCCAUCACGGUGAAAACAUCUGUGGGUGCACCAGGUUCUUACAUUCCAAGUUAUACCUCAUGGUAUCCAACUGCACACCAAGAGUCUAUGCAGCAACCGCAACUCAUGUGAACAUAACUGUGAGCUGAUAGACCUGCCCCGCCCACUGUACCGCCAUGGCCCAUAUCAGGAGAUUUUGGGUCAACUACCCAGCGUGGCCUAGCACUGGCCAGCUGCAGCCAUGCACAGAAAUCCGGAGUUUGCUCCAAAAGUUGCCAGGUGACAUAGCGGCCCUCCUCGCAUCGACCGACCGCUCCGCGAACAGCCUGGGAGAGGAGAGACUGAAAAGGCAUCGUCUGCGCCUAAGGGCUAGAAGUACUUUUAUGUCCAAGACAGACACCGGAAAUUGUUAUGAAAAAUGGGUCCUCAAGCUGCUGUAAUUAUCUUUUGUGACAUUUUUAUAGGCCAUGUGUUAAAGUAAAUAUAUUGAGCUGUAACAAGUCAGUGAGAGUAUAUUUAUGUAUCCUAUGUUUGAUUUUAAUAUUUGCUAGAUUUCUAAUCCCUAUGAUGAUAAAAAAUAAGCCUGAUAUCGCGUGUAACCAAGGCUUAGCAAAUGGCCACUUCAAUGAAAGUCAACAUGGUGAUUUGACCAUGAACUUAAACCUAGCAUUUAAACAGACGAAACUACCAUUGGUCUAUAAUGUACUUUUAUAUUAUUAGUUAAAAAUUAGUCGUUUUGAUGAGCAUGGAAUCGAGUUGCACGCGCUAUAGCGCCAGCCACAUAUUUCUACCAUGCUGUUUAUGUGUUAAUUUAAGUUAAAUUAUUUACUUUUUUCUGUAUGUUUAUUUAAUAUGCAGGUGUGUUUGACUUACAAAACGACAACAACGAGUUGUUUAUUCUGCACUAUUGCAAGCAAAACUCCUCUUCGACUACGGAGCCCCAAACGUUAUGUGAACAAUCUUAAAUAACAGUUAUUUCAUGCGAAGAGAAUUAAGAUCAUCCUGAAGUUGAAAACAUGGUUUGUCAUUGUUUGUUAUGAGUUGCGCGGGCGGAUGUACAUAAAGACAAGAAAUAAUAGGACAUUUUCAGCUUUGGUUUGUGCUGUAAUCGAUAGGCUACCUUGUGAAAUAGGAUUUUUAUGUGUUCAUUAGGGUGAAUGUAUUUAGCUGUCUAUAGAAAUAUUUAGUUUUGUAUUGAUUACUUUAAUUUAUUGCUUUGGUUUAUUGAAGGUAUGUACAUAAUGUUGGAAACAGUAAAACUAUGAUUUCAAAUGAUUGUGUCAGAAUAUUUACAAUGGGGUGUAGGCAGUAAACCACGUUAAAAAAAAUAUUAAUCGAAUGGCGCUGUCCUCAUAGUGAGGUGGUAAAUAUUAAAAACAUAAAAUAAUCCGUAUGACAAGUCCAUGUAAGCCUGCGUUAUGACAGCUUUGCACCGGUUAGAUGCACUGUGAUGAAAUAAAGCAAACCUAAGUGGUUAUUCAUUUGUAUCAGCACUAUAUGCAACACUGGCUGUAUGCUUAAGUUAUGAUUACCCACAUUUAGCCACGAAUAUAUAAAUAUAAUUGUCAACGUUUUUGGAAAUAUCAGGGCUUAAUCAAUAGGCCUAUCAGCUUUUCGUAAUCUCUUGUGAGUGCUGGGCAUUGUCGCGUUAGAGACGUGUCAAUUCAAACCUCACUCGACUAAUCAUGUGUCGGUUUCUAUAACAUUAUCAUUCCUUCAACAAUAUGGUGCUUGUUUCUUUUCAUUUUAAUUUAACCGCUAUAAGCUCCUUUCUACUUAUCUGUGGUUCCAACAAACCUCGUUUUCACCCAUGAAUAGAGGAGAGAGCAAUGGUGUGUGUUAAGUGAAUAAUUGGGCUAUGAGGCAGGUGCUGCGAAAAGACUGGUUGGUUGAGGAGUUGGGGGUGAGGGAGGUGGUUUAAAUGUAGAUAAGUAAAAGUGAAAAGUUCAAAGGGGCUCUUGUUUGGGGUUGAUGGUUUAACUGCGCUUUUACAGAAAAUUCUGAAGCACCCGAUGAGCUGAGGAAAGGACCAAUUGAGGGAAAACACUACAGGCCUACCAUAGACAAUAUAUUGCAAAUAUCAUGUCGUGCACGCACCCGUACACACCCAGUCGUCUGUUUUAUAAAUAUUAGGCCUAUAGCCCUACAUCCUUUCGAAUUACAGGAAUAUACAAAUAUCCGUCUUAUUGUGGCAUACUUCGGGCAUGGAAAAAAUAUACUGCGGAAAAUUGACCUCAUUUUAAUAAUUAAUGAAAAGGUUUUAUUAGCUGAUUUCCAUAGUGCAUAUACAGACACGCACAUAUGUAGGUGCAUGUCUGUAUGUGGGCGCAGAUGAGGGAGUAAAGGCUUUACAUGAAUAUUAAAAUAUCAGUGUUAACUGAUUAAGCUGACAAAUUUGACAAUUUCUGAGACCUGUAGAGAUGCUCUCUUGGUGCUGGCAUAGAGAAGAAAAUCCCUUGAGAAAACUACAGCAAUAAUGUUGUCAACUCACCGUCACAAAUUGCCCUUAACGUUUUGACACAUGUAUUUAUGUCUAUUGAUUUCGUUUUUCGGAUUUAAAGUUUCACAACAAGUAAACUAACAAUCUGACCACAUUGCUGAUAUUAAA